UGGAUUUCUGGGUGGAUCCCAGGCAGGACCGAGGGGGUCUGGGGUGGAUCCCGGUGGAUCCCGGCCUUUCCCCGCAGGAUCCACAAGAACAUGCUGCUGGACCUGACCAGGGAGCUGAUGAAGGAGCUGGGCAUCACCGUGGUGGGCGACGUCAUCGCCAUCCUGCGCCACGCCAAGGUGGUCCACAGGCAGGAAAUGUGCCGGGCGGCCUCGGAGGCGCUGCAGCCCGAGGCUGCUGCGGGAUCCCAGCAGGAUCAGCAGGAUCGUGACCGGGAUCAGCGGGAUCACGAUCGGGAUCACCACCGGGAUCACCACCGGGAUCCUGGCGGCGCCGCCGGCAGGAUGAUCACCAACAGCCUGAGCCGGGACCCCGCCCCCCGCGCCCCCCGGAAGCCGCCCUGCUCCGGCAUCUCCGUCACCGUCCCCAACGGGGCCGCCAAGGCCGAGAGCAGCAGAUCCCCCCGGAUCUGA
Passer montanus (Eurasian tree sparrow) is the source of this 471-nucleotide messenger RNA. RefSeq lists its product as uncharacterized. Bases 91 to 471 code for a protein of 126 amino acids. The record is from RefSeq and is a predicted model, not a curated record. The transcript has 3 exons. Gene Ontology annotation, cellular component: nucleus. NCBI's taxonomy places the organism in Eukaryota, Metazoa, Chordata, Aves, Passeriformes, Passeridae.